UAGUCGGUGAAUUUCGGCUGGCGGGUUCCAAGUCAAGUUUUUUCUCGAUGUCGAGAUCUGACUGAAUGCUCCACCGCCAAAAAAACAAUAUGGAUCGCGUGAUGAUCGUCAAGGUGUUGCUCUUCGCGAUCUUCGGGAUUCAGCAAGGUGUCACGGCAUGGAAACCAACAAUGAAUCCUGAUGUCGAGCAGCUUGUUAUCCAAGAAGGAGAGGAGUUGAGAAUUUCAUGUCGGGGUGACGGCCCUAUUCACUUUUCAACCAUGAAUAUAUCGAGGAAUAUACACGAUAUCAGCGUCGACGGAAAUUCUGGUGAACAUACUUUCCACAUCCAUAAUGCACUUGCGAGCGAUACUGGUUGGUACGCCUGUGCCGAGGAAGGUGUCGAGAUCAGAAAUGACGAGCAAACGAUCGAUCAUCCCGACGCAGAGAUCUCUUGGAUCUAUGUUUACGUGAAUUCUACAAAUCCUUUCGCCGUCGCGCAUAGUCUUCACUCGUUAUGGUUACAAGUGGGGACAACAGGAGUCAUUCCGUGUCGGCCGACGUUACCCACGAUUCAAGUGAAACUUUACAAGAAGUUCGGUGAUCCAGAGAUACCAGAAGAAGCCGAAUUUGACCCAAAAAUUGGAUUCAUCUUGAAAAAUUUGUCACUUGCACUGUUAGACGAAAUGUUAGAGUGUAAAAUAGUUGGCAUCGAAAACUCGGACAGUGAGGCGUCGUAUAUUUUAACCGUGACAGUGCCGAAAAUUCUGCCAAAGCCGAUAAUCGACGGAGCUGCGUUGCGUCACGUUGUCUGGGGUAAAAAUCAGACUUUGACGUGCUCGAUAGUUAUGAGAAAAUCUGAUUUAUUUACUCUGAAAUGGAAAGCUCCAUCUUCCGUUUCGGAAGACAGACUUAUUCCGGACGAAAAAUCGGUAACCGGGUUAAACAACGUGACUCACAGAGCCUUCCUCACAAUAGUCAAUGUUCAGAAAAGUGACGAAGGUGAAUAUAUUUGUACCUUGAAGGAUAAUGCUAACAACGUAACGACCAAAACACACCUUAAAAUUUGGGAUCCAAAUUAUGUGUACCUCAACGUGAGCCUGGAUGAUGGUAGCAGUGCUUCGUUGCAAGGCCGCGAAGGAGGCACUGCUCGAUGGAAGAUGACUGUCGACAGUUACCCCGAGAACGUUACUUGGACGUGGUUCAAAGGUAAUUCUGACGAUCCAAUUAAAGAUGUCACAUCGCUUUUGCAAAGCAAAUACUCGCACAUCCAAGAUGAACGCGGAAGAACGCACGUCUUCAGAAUAGCUCGCCUGAGCGUUCGCGACACGGCCAAUUACACAAUUCGUGCAUCCACUCGAAGUAACAUGACCGACACCAUCCUUCAUUUGAAUGUCGAGGGACAGCCAAUUGCUCACAUGACAAAUACCUUGUCGUACUUCAUGCCAGGCCAGUCUGUCGAUUUCAUAUGCAAAAUUCUAAGCAAUCCACAGGCUAAUGUGACAUGGAUUUAUCGAGAAUACCCGAAGUUUCCCAGCAGAACCGAGUCAAAAUCUAUCACUUUAUCGAACACGACGUCUAUAGAAGCGAAACGCGAGCCGUUUACUAUUUUUUCUCGUGUGACCGUAAAGAUCAACGAAACCGGUGAUCUGGUGUGUAAGAGCUGUAACAGGAUUAAUUGUACGGAAGUUACAGAUCUAAUUUAUGUUUCCGACGUGGCUUCACCUUUUGAGAUAUUGGAACCAAAAUCGGUCACGGAGGGUGAUACGAUCAGUGUAUUAUGCGGAGCUUCGGUGUAUAACUACAGCGAUAAAAUUGAAUGGGACGAUGUCACCAAUUCCGAGGACGGAAGAAUAUCGGUUGAGUAUAAAACUACGAAGUUCACCCAUCAAGCGAUACUUAUAAUACGUGACGUACAGAUGUCCGAUUCAGGAAAUUAUACUUGCCAUGCGUUUGAUCCGGAGAAUAACAACAAGGAACCGCAAACCUACAUAUUGUCGGUGAAAAAUGCGCGUGCACCGGAUAUUUACGAAACGAAUUUGAAUAAUUCUCAGAUAGUGAAAGAGAAAAAGGAUAGUUUGCAUCUAUCGUGUAGUGCCAAUGGAGCACCAGUACCAACAGUAACCUGGUUAAAGGAUGGUUAUCCAAUAAAAAAGAGUCAGCAGUACGAAAUUUCCUCAGACAAUUCCACGCUUUAUAUACAAUACUUUUUGGAUGGAGAUAACGGACAUUACGCGUGUCGAGCAGAGAAUCGUAUAAAAGCCGUCGAACGAUAUGUGGACAUCGUUAUUGAAGGAAACCGAAGUGACUUAAUUUGGAUCAGUUUGAUAUGUGUCCUUAUCCUAAUCAUCAUCAUUGUCAUCACUUACAUGGGGUACAGAGUACACCGAGAAAGGCUGACGAAGAAGGUCUUGUUCGAGGCUGGCUUGACGCAUUUCGAAGAAGGUGCUCUCGAGUGUUUGAAUCCCGAUCUGACGAUCGAUGACCAAGCCGAGCUUUUACCCUAUGAUAAGAAAUGGGAAUUUCCGCGGGAGAAUUUGAAACUCGGUAAACAACUGGGAAGCGGUGCAUUCGGUGUAGUGAUGAAAGCUGAAGCACGGGGCAUUUGCGAAGAUGGAAAGGAUACCACUGUUGCGGUGAAAAUGGUUCGACGAUCGGCGGAACCGAGUUACAUGAAAGCUCUCUCCAGCGAACUCAAGAUCAUGAUUCAUCUCGGCAAACAUUUGAAUGUCGUCAAUCUGCUCGGGGCUUGCACCAAGACCAUCCUUACUAAGCGUGAACUUUACGUCAUCGUCGAAUAUUGCCGUUUCGGGAACUUGCACAACUACUUGCAGCGUCACCGAGCAAGUUUCGUCGACCAAAUCGAUCCGGCUACACAAAAAAUUGAUCCAAAUAUUGGUAUGGAGCGUUUGACCCGAAGUGAAAGUAUCGGAAGUCAGAAUAGGAUAAAGUACGCAGCGUUGUCCUUUUCCCGUAGCGUCAGUGUAAAGUCAUCGGAUAGCAAUAGUGGUUCCGAACUAGUCGAUUAUCGUCAGGCGACAGAAUUCGGAGAUGUGAACAUGUCGCCUGACGGUGGCGUCUUGAGCAACAAUUCGGUGCAACCUGGAUGGAGGUCGAAUUAUCGGGGCGAUUAUAAAGACCAUAAUUUGAAACCAAUUCGCACGCAAGAUUUACUCUGCUGGGCUUGGCAGGUGUCACGUGGUAUGGAUUAUCUCAGCAGUAGAAACGUUUUACACGGCGAUUUAGCAGCGAGGAACAUACUGCUCGCCGACGACAAUGUCGUAAAGAUCUGCGACUUUGGCUUGGCCAAAAACAUGUACAAGGACGACAAUUACAAGAAGAAAGGAGACGGACCCUUGCCGAUAAAAUGGAUGGCAAUCGAAUCGAUCAGAGACAGAAUAUUCUCAACUCAGUCGGAUGUCUGGUCCUUCGGUAUAGUCUUAUGGGAGUUUUUCACUUUGGCACGUACUCCGUAUCCCGGAAUGGAAGCUGAAAAGCAAUACGACAGACUUAUCGAAGGAUACCGCAUGGAGAAACCGGAACAUGCAACAGACGAGAUAUACGCCUGCAUUCAACAGUGUUGGAAGGCGAAACCGUCUCUUCGCCCUACGUUUCCGGAGCUUGUCGAAAAACUCGGUACUCUGUUGAACGAAAGUGUUAAAAUGAUUUAUUUCGACUUGAACACUCCGUACAUGGACAUGAACACUGCGAACCUUGCAAAUGGGCAAAGCGAUUACUUGACCAUGAUGUCGGCGCCGAGCCACGAUUAUCACAAUUCGCCCGAGCCGUCAUGGGAGUCUCGCCCGGAUUCAGCCUACCUGUCGAUGAGUCCGUUAAACAAGAGCACCGAUCCUGGGAUCUUCAGUCCCCGACCGGAGGUCAGCGAAACUCACUUCGACUUUUCUCCUCUCGGCAAGACUACUCCGGUGAAUUCGGAUUCGGAAGACUGCAUUGAGUCAGCACCGAUGCUCACUCCCGAAGAGCCAUACUUGAAUCCCAUCAAUGUGCAACAGAGGAGGGCCGAAUUCGUCAAGCAACAAAAGGAAAAAAGUCCCAGCAGAACGAACUUGGAUUACUGCAAUGUUGCCACGAGCCCGCCGAACAAUCAAAUAUCAGAUUCGAUGAAUACGUCUGAUCGAAAUUUGAACAAAUCAAACAUGCAGAAUAUUUAUGCGAAUCGAUCGCCCCCGCCCAUAAUAACAGGGCAUGACAAUUACGUCAAUAUGCCCCAGCAAAAAAAUGAACGGCUCAAGGAUAUGAACGACAGUUUCAGUAACCCAAGCUAUGUUACCAUGUCGAAUUUGGAACUCCAAGACAGACAAAUUGUCUAACAUUUUAUAGACGAAUUUUCCAAUACGUCCAGUGCCAUGAUGAUUUUUUUAUUUUUUUUAUCGACAGCGUAACGUUUGAACUGAAUUUACCGAAUC
Messenger RNA from Diprion similis, 4406 nucleotides. RefSeq names its product vascular endothelial growth factor receptor 1-like. The record is from RefSeq and is a predicted model, not a curated record. NCBI's taxonomy places the organism in Eukaryota, Metazoa, Arthropoda, Insecta, Hymenoptera, Diprionidae. Bases 66 to 4310 code for a protein of 1414 amino acids. Gene Ontology annotation, molecular function: transmembrane receptor protein tyrosine kinase activity; ATP binding. Gene Ontology annotation, biological process: positive regulation of kinase activity; protein phosphorylation; multicellular organism development. The transcript has 23 exons. Gene Ontology annotation, cellular component: signaling receptor complex.